AUUAUUAUUACAGGUAACAACACCUGUCGAUAUACAGAUGGUCCAUGGGAAGCAUGUGAUGUUACCACUGACACAAUGGCUAAAACCCUGACCUUGACCUCUGGUGACACCAAUAACUGCCCACAAACAAAGGUCAUGCGUAAACCAUGCCGAAAAUCCUGCCAAUACAAGGCUGGUAAAUGGGGGCGCUGUGAUCCUAAAACUGGUCUUGUAGAACGUCAGGAUCGACUCAAACCUAACAGUGCUAAAUUCUGUGCUCAGUAUAGAACUCUGACUAAAAACUGCCGGAGAAUGAAAAAGAGAAACUCCUGCAAGUACACAGUGAGUCCAUGGGGACCAUGUGACCCGUCGACUAAGAAGAGGACCAAAGUCUUGACCCUGGUGAAGGGAAACGCCAUCAAAUGUAAAUCUACAAAAGAGAUUCACAGACUCUGUAUCAGACCAGAUGGAAGAGAACGCUGUUUCUUUGGCCAGUGGAAGGAUUGGGAGGGGUGUCUUAAUGGGGUCCAGAAGAAGCAGAGGGAGGUCCUACAGGGGGGAGAGGAAUGUCAGAUCCGCGCGGUCAGGACGAGAGCCUGCUAGUCACAGAAACUCUGUGUAGAGGAAGGAUCUCCCCUCGUGUGCAGUUGGAUCACUGAAAACAAUUAUUAUUAGUGGUCAGGAGCUGAUUUUUUUAUGUGUUAAACUUAUUUAAUUAUUCAUAGUGUCAAUUAUCUUCUGUUCAUAUUGAAUGGGACUAAGACUUGUGGUGUUAUAUAUGAUGAUGUUUCCUUAAUCAUUUGUUAUGAUAUUUAGGAUGCAUAUAGAGAUAUUUAUUUUCAAACUUAAUUAUUAGACAUUUUACAUUUGAUUAAACGUAUGAAUUUUGAAAUUUUUACGCACAGGUUAAAAAUAUUAGACUAUUAUAGUAAUUAUUUUCAAAUGAAAAAUAUUUUACGUCAUCAUAUUAUGGACGACAAGAAGACAGUGCAAUCCACACAAGUAUCAUUUACUCUGACAUAAUUGUCAGUGAAGAAGUUCAAUUUCAAAACGCAAUGGUGCUGAAUAUUUUAUUACGUUUCUCAUUUUCAAUUUUGAUUGAUUUUUCUCCUUUUAGGAUGUGGAAGCCAUGUAUCUCAAUUAUUAAUUUGAAUUUAUAUCAUUGAGGAUGUAUAAUUAGAAUAAGGUCUUGUUAAAAUGUCUCCAUAUUCCCUGAAAAAAUAGAUGGAAAUAUCAGAAGUUUAAAAACAACAGAUGUGAAAGAGAAAAUUUUCUGCACUUAGACUCAAUUUGAUUUAGUUGAGCUGAAAUGUUAUUUCUUUGUAAACACACAAAUUACUAAGGCUUUGCUUUUUGACUUAUUAUUAAUCGCAGCCAGAUGUUGUAGGGACUAAAUAUUUUGUCUGGUGUCCCUACGGCAUCUCGCUUAAACCCCAGUCACAUUUCCAAAAACGACCAACGGCCGACGGGUUUUGAACCAAAAAUGGGAUUCUUCGGGUGACAGUCGGCAGUUCAUCGGCCGUUGUCUUGCCCGAUUUUGACCACUCUUUUUUGUCGGCCGACCAAUUUUUUGUCCAUCGGUCCAAGUUAUAAUAUUUUCUGCAUCGGUGGCCGAUUUCUUCACUUGAAGUUAUCUGUCGACCAACCUUCGAUCAUCGUCCGACUAUCGGCAGUCAGUUUAUUAAGUCGGUCGUCCGUCGUUUGACAAUAAGGGUGUUUAAAAUUUCGGCCGAUGGUUAAAAUCAAACUGUAGCUCAGAGCUCGAUGAUCGGGCGACGGUUGGUCGACUUGAGAAUAUUUUACCUAUUAAGGAUGCAAUAACACAAACAAAAUUUUGAUGCAUGGAUUGAUGUAUAUUUUUUGAACGGAAAUAACAUAAAUAAUUAAUCCGUGAGAUAUAAAGAAAUCUUAAGUAUUAUUUGCUGCAUAGAUAUGUUUUUAUGCAAUUCUAUACAAAAUUUUGCACAAAUUUUAACAUUGAGUCGCAAUCUUAUAAAAUUCUGCCACUUUGCCUUGCAAACAUUAUUCACGUCAUCUAUUUGAAUAUAGAUCUAUGAAAAAAUAUUGCCAAUUUCUAAAGAAAAGAGAUUUUUUGUGUUAUUUAUCCAAGUCAUCGGUGUUUCUAGGAAUCAAUGUGACUGCUCCGUGUCGCCCGAUACUUGUUUCGGCCGAUCAUGUUCUUUCAGCCGACAAGACCAGAAAAUUUAAUCGCCCGACCAUCGGCUUAAAUGUGACCAAGGCAUUACAGAUAUCAACUUAUUAUUUAAUCUGAGAGAUACAUGAAUUUUUUUUCAUGAUAAUCUGUCAGAAAUAUCAUUCCUCUUCAAACUGAAGUUUUAUAUAUCCAUUUUUUCAAAUCAAAUUUUAAAUCAAAUUGUUAUCAUGAUUUUUACUUAUAAUUGAAAUUAUUACAGUGUACAUGUACUUAAAGUAGAUACAUUUUUAUUGUUGUAAAUACAAAUUGUUGUAAAUACAAAAUUUAUAUCGUGACUCUAUACAUGUAGUAGAAAUUUGAUUAAGUAUAAAUUAGCAAUAAAUGGAGCUGUGAAAUACAAAAGGUAAUUUUUGAGGGGUUUUGUUUGAGCACUCCAUGCAGAUUUUCUUUUAAAUGUGAAAUAAAAAACAACGAAAAAAAGUCUCAAAUUACUGAUUAUUUAUUAACAAACUUUUAGAUGCUAAUAUCCUAUCUAUUCUGAUUUUUGUUUUAAUAUUCUAAUAUUUCAUUUGCUGUUUUUUUUUUUAAUUAAAUAUUUAGAUUAAAUUUUGUUCAAUGCUGCCAGACGGAAAUGUUACAGUAACCAUUGUUCAGACGUUACUUUCCAACAUCCAUUUUCAGAUUAUCCAGAAAUCUUGUAACCUCAUGUGAGUGCCGAAGAGAAACAGCAUAACAAUGUCUGUAUACUCUUACCUUUUAGUGAUAGAUGAGACCAAACAUGUUUAUUUUAAUAAUUCAAAAAAGUUUUACCUAUAUCUGAAUGAAAUUUAAAGGCAAAAGAACAAGGUCAAAAUAGAUCGAGGUAUUAAUACAUGUAUUACAUUUUGUCAAUAAAUUUUAAUUUUUUAAGAUUUAUACAGCAGUUAUGACAUUACUUUUGAACCAAUCCAUGUAAUUAUUCCCUCAAGAACUUGCACAAACGUGGUUGUGAGAUAAUUUUAUAGAUUGUUAAACAUUCAGAGGAAACUUGUUUGCCAUUAGCAACUCUCAUUUUUCAUAAAAUUUAACAACUUAAUUGCUCUCUGUGAACUAUAUAAUUAAGGAUAGCUAAUAAAAUAUCUGAUUUUAA
Saccostrea cuccullata (small rock oyster) is the source of this 3263-nucleotide messenger RNA. RefSeq lists its product as uncharacterized. Gene Ontology annotation, cellular component: extracellular region. Gene Ontology annotation, molecular function: growth factor activity; heparin binding. The transcript is spliced from 4 exons. Bases 76 to 582 code for a protein of 168 amino acids. NCBI's taxonomy places the organism in Eukaryota, Metazoa, Mollusca, Bivalvia, Ostreida, Ostreidae. The record is from RefSeq and is a predicted model, not a curated record. Gene Ontology annotation, biological process: mesoderm morphogenesis.